This is a messenger RNA of Brassica oleracea var. oleracea, 643 nucleotides long. RefSeq names its product NAD(P)H dehydrogenase (quinone) FQR1-like. Gene Ontology annotation, molecular function: oxidoreductase activity. The coding region runs from base 147 to 377 and encodes 76 amino acids. Lineage: Eukaryota; Viridiplantae; Streptophyta; Magnoliopsida; Brassicales; Brassicaceae. The record is from RefSeq and is a predicted model, not a curated record. The transcript is spliced from 2 exons.
UUUAGUUUAUAUGUUUUGUGACACAGGAAUUUCCAAUUCACAAGAUAUAGUUAGGCUUGGCUACACGAAUCCAUGUGAAUCGUUGACCCUGAUGAAUUGCUGUUUCACAGGUACCAGAGACGCUUCCAGAAGAAGCACUCUCUAAGAUGAGCACACCACCAAAGAGUGAAUCACCAAUCAUCACACCUGACGAACUAACUGAAGCUGAUGGGUUCGUCUUUGGAUUCCCAACACGGUACGGCAUGAUGGCUGCUCAGUUCAAAGUCUUCUUGGACACUACCGGUGGACUCCGGAGAACUCAGUCACUUGCUGGUAAACCAGCUGGAUCUUCUACAGCACUGGCUCUCAAGGUGGUAGCCAAGAAACCACUGCAAUGACUGAGCCUCAGCCUAAGUACUCUACCACAGAGAAUCAAGUUUUGGACAUGCUAUAAUCUCGAUAGAGAAAUGUACGUAUGCGCAGUAUGGAUGGGACAGGAACAAUUUACGUAGUCAAGGCUGGCUCCAUGUGGUUUUACAACUGGUUAUGGCGUCCUGAUGGUGAUUCUACUUCUUUUUCUUGAGAACCUCAAUAAAUAUAUCAGUUGCAACAUCUAUUUUUAGAAGAGCUGUGAAAUUUAAGAUAAUUACAUAAAUAUUAGUCG